UGCAACUUUUGUUUGACUCUACUCUAUUUUUUUUUUUUUUUUUUUUGUUAAUUCCUGACAAGAUUGUAUUUGUUUCAUUUUUAUAUAAAAGUGAGAGAAAUAUGCACUGUUUGAACCUGAAUUUUCCCUGAGUGAUCGGGCUGCUGCAAGUCAGCGCGCAGGGUGUAAUAGAUGAGAGCAGAGAAGGCCUCCUCAUCCCUGCCUCCCUGCAGAUUAUGAUGUCACUGGAGUGGGAAUAGAAUCCCGCCUUCAGGGAUCACACUCAGGAUUAAGUGUAUGAAGGUAGUGGUGUGACAGCGAGGGCUCCUCAGUGGAUCAUCUCUCAGUGCAGCGUAACUUUCAGACAGACUCAGAACUCUGCGCUUCCUGGCAAGCAUUAACCCGGGUCACUGAAAUGAAGGUGAAAUGGACCAUGCUGGGUAUGGUGGUCUUCUUCCUGCUGUCUGUGGUCAUGACCUUCUGCUUCAUAUGGCAGUAUCGGAUGCCCAAACUCAAGACAGAACCAGUUGAGAAGCAGGUCGUGGUAGAGGAGAUGUGUCCUUACUUCCCGGAGCCAGUGCCUCUCAAACACCCCAUCACCUCACUGAGGGUGGCUUUGGAGAAGAUUGACCUCCUGCUGAGGACGAGUGCCAACAACAAGAACCUGCCGGCGUUGUCUGCCAUCGUGGUUUUAAACGACUCUAUCCUCUGGAAUGAACAUUUUGGCAGGUUGAACAUGAGUGACCCGACUUCCCCGCCCCCCAAUGAGUACACAGUGUACAGGAUUGCCAGCCUGUCCAAGAUCUUCCCCACUCUGAUGCUCUACAAGCUGUGGGAGGACGGGCUGGUGGACUCCCUGGACGACCCGCUCGACAAGUACGCUCGCAAUUUCACCAUCAAGAAUCCGCUGGGCUCCAGUGGCUCUACAGCCAGGAUGUCCAAAAGUGGCUCCCCAGCGUUGACCCUACGGCGGAUGGCCAGCCAUCUCUCUGGGUUGCCCAGAAGAUUAAGGUCAACUAAUCUUCUUUGGAAUGGAGACACACAGGCAGCGCUUGAGUUGCUGGAGGAUGAUAUCCUCGUGGCAGAUCCUGGCACCAGAUGCCACUACAGCAACGUCGCCUUCUCGCUGCUGGCUAACGUCUUAGCCCAGAGAGCAGGGGCUACAGACUUUGAGCGGUGGGUCAGUGCCAAUAUCUUGGAAAAGCUCGGCAUGGAUGAGACGGGAUUUAACAUCACGCCGACCGUCCAGAGACGGAUGGCGGUGGGUGUCUACAACAACGGCCAGCAGGCGCCACUCUACAACCUGGGCUGGUAUCGACCGGCAGGUCAGAUGUAUUCCACGGCUGCCGACAUGGCUAAGUUAGCAAUGGCUUUGUUAGGGGCACACGGCAGCCCCUUGCUCCACCAGAGCACCCUGAACACCAUGAUGACGCCACUACUGAAAUGCCAGGCGGGCUACUUUGCCAACGCCACCGGAACACCCUGGGAAAUCAACGAGCAGCACGGCUACGAUGUGGUACGAAAGGACGGGGACCUGGAUGGAUACGCAGCCAGCCUGUCCCUCGUACCGAGACUCAAACUGGGACUGGUGAUCCUCAUGGCUGGCAUCCGACCAGCAGACCAGGAUCUUGUAAGGCAGUCCUAUCAGGACCUCAUCCCCGCUGUGGCCAAUGCUUUCAGAGAAGCCCAUCAAACGCUACGCCCUCCACCAGACCCACAACCAUACAAGGGCUUCUACACUUACAGGAAUAUGACUUUCUAUGAAAUCAAAGAGGGAUCCGACGGGGUUCUCGUCUUGCAGCAGUUCGGGCCGCAGGUGGACAAAACAGUGCCACCGAAAUACCGGACCAUUCGACUGGACUACCUGCAGGAAAGAGUGUUCCGAUUGGUCUUUGAGAGUCCGUACCCUUGCAAGUUGAAGAUCAACAGUGCCUCGGUGUCCCUGGAGACGCAGGACAAACAACUCUUUAAUUUCUACCAGUUUAACAAGAAAGGCUUAUCGCCUGGCUUUGAUUCUCCGGGACUGAACACAUACAAGGUAGUGAGGUUAGCCGGGCAGCCGUUUUUCACUUCAGUCAAAGCAUGAUCGGUGGGAGCGUGACCCCGGCCAAAGACGUCUCGUAUGGCUCUCAUUUUGGUCACUCUGAUUCUGAAAGGGAUGUAAACUUCACUUUUAUAUUGCCAGGCACGAGUUUGCCUUCAACCACCGGAACAAAUCCUCUCCAUUGAAUGUAUACAGUUUGUCCGUGUCCUCGUCUCGGAGUGCCUUCUGUGUGUUGGCGAAUUCAACUGUCCAGAUGUCAAUAAAUAGUUGGAUGCUGUUCAA
Synchiropus splendidus (mandarinfish) is the source of this 2305-nucleotide messenger RNA. RefSeq names its product putative beta-lactamase-like 1. The record is from RefSeq and is a predicted model, not a curated record. NCBI's taxonomy places the organism in Eukaryota, Metazoa, Chordata, Actinopteri, Syngnathiformes, Callionymidae. Bases 395 to 2065 code for a protein of 556 amino acids. The transcript is spliced from 7 exons.